Messenger RNA from Strongyloides ratti, 2277 nucleotides. Its product is annotated as Serine/threonine-protein phosphatase 5. The transcript is spliced from 2 exons. Gene Ontology annotation, cellular component: nucleus; cytoplasm. Bases 1 to 2277 code for a protein of 758 amino acids. The record is from RefSeq and is a predicted model, not a curated record. Lineage: Eukaryota; Metazoa; Nematoda; Chromadorea; Rhabditida; Strongyloididae. Gene Ontology annotation, molecular function: protein serine/threonine phosphatase activity.
AUGCAAAAACAAAAAUCAAACUCAAACGAUAAAGAUGUUUCAAAAAGUAUAGAUGAUAAAAAAAGUAUUUUUCAUUUUUUUGCCAAAAAACCAAGUUCUAAAAAUUCAAUUGAAUACAACCUUUCGACUAAAAAUGAUGCUUUUAAAAAAAGUUUUACAGUAGAACCGGUAACUGACAACACAAAUAAUAAUGUUAAAAAGUCAACUGGGCCAUUAUCAGAAGGAACAAAUAAAUCAUUAGAAAAUAAACUUUUAAAAACUCAGGAUGUAGAUGUUAAGAAAACAAUAUCAAUUUCAAAGACUCAAAAUAUUAAUGCUACUGUUGAAAAUCAAGGGCAAAGUUUUGUGAAACCAAAUUUAAAACCUUCAUCAUAUAUUAAUCCUUCAUUAAAUUCUAACUCAACUGUUUUGGUUAAUAAAAAGUCAGAGUAUGCAGGAAAUUUAGAUAGCAAAUCGUCUCCAUCUAACAUAUCUGAUACAAAUAAAAUCAUUAUAGAUGAUGAAAAGGAGAAAAAUAUUAAAAUUGAUGAAAAAAAUUUUGAAUCACAUGUUAUCAAUAAUUUAGAUGAAAAAUCGUACAAAAAACAAAUGAUUCAUUUUUUAAACCACUUACCCAAAUGUGGUCCAAAAUUUUCAACAAGAGAUGUUGCAUUUAAAUGGCUUAAUGCAUACUUGCAUUUUUUGACAGUUAAAAAAUACAAUAAAACUACUGAUAAAUUUGAUGGUGAUGGUGAAACAUUUCAUGCAUUUGCAGAACAUGUUUUAAUUAAAAUUAUUCAUCAAGCUGCAUAUCUUUGUGAAAAAGAAAAUAUGUUAUUAAAAUUAAAAAUUCCUAAAAAUCAAAGUGAAAUUAUUGUAAUGUCUGAUAUUCAUGGAAGUUUAGCUGAUCUUAUAAGAGCAUUCCUUGUUUAUGGUUUACCUGGUGAUAAAACAUACUUAUUUUUAGGAGAUUAUGUGGAUAGAGGUGAUUAUGAAGUUGAAAUUAUAAUAUUACUAUUUAUAUUAAAAAUAUGUUUUCCAUAUUCUGUUUUUCUUCUAAGAGGAAAUCAUGAAUUUCAAGAUCAAAAUAGAAAAAACGAUUUUCCCAAAAAAUGUAAAAAACAAUUUAUUUCUUUAAACUAUUGGAAAUUACUAAAUUUUGCUUUCAAUCGUCUAUCAAUUGCUGCAAUUAUUGAAGAUAAAAUAUAUUGUGCUCAUGGAGGUGUUUCACAAUGGAUAAAGGGAAAAGAAUCAAUUGAAAAAUUAGUAAAACCUAUGGAUCAAAAUAAAACACUUAUUGAAAGAUUAAUUAUAACUGAUAUUGUUUGGAGUGAUACACUUAGAAAUGAAAAAGAUUCUGAAAAAAAAUUAUUUUUACCAACAGUUAGGGGUAUAGGUUAUGCAUAUACUGAAGAAGGUUUAAAACGAGUACUUAAACUUCUUGGAGUUGAAAAAAUUAUUCGAGGUCACCAUCCACAUUUAGAAGGUUUUUAUGAAGAUUAUGGAGAAAUAUGUUAUACAAUUCAUACUAGCCAAUUAGAAGAUGGAAGUAAAGGAAGUAUUUGUAAAGUUAUGAAAGAUCCUAAAACAUCAGAAGUAUCUUUAAAAGCAUUAAAUUAUAAAAUAAAUUCAUUUUUUAAUGGUUAUACAAAUAUUAAUAAAGCAAUAGAUGUAAUUAGGGGAGAAUAUUUAACACGUUACAAAGAAUUUUUUGACCAUAAUCAUAGCAAAAAUGCAAACAGUCAAAAUUCUUCAGCUACUAUUUAUAAUUAUACAAAUAUUGAGUCAACUUCAAAUACUGUAGAAAAUAAGGAAUGUUUUUACUGUUCUAAUUAUAAUUUUUUAAUGAGAGAAUGUUGUUCAAGAAGGCGAAUGUUUGUUACACAUCAACAAAUCUGUUCACUUAUGAAUAAAUAUAAUUAUAUCAAAAGAAUUGGAUACAAUAUAAUAUUGAAAAGUAUAAAUUCUGAUUUAAAAAACAAUUUAUGUUUAACAGGAUUUCCUUCGUUUAUAGAUUUUUUUCAUCGUACCAUUCAAAGACAUCCUGAAUUAAUAACUGAUGAAGAAAUGAAUAUUAUUAAACAGCUAAAUAAAGGAAUUUUUAAUUUUCGUCCAUUAGUAAAAAAAAUGAAUACUAUUAAAUACAAUAUACUUUCAAAUCAAAUGUUCUAUGAUAAUGAUGAAAACUCAAAAAAUGUUUUAACUUCAAAAUGCUACUCUGAUGCUUGUAAAAAAAAUGAGAAAGAAGAAGAUAUAGAAAUUAAAGACUUAAAUAUAACACUAGAAAAUCACAAAUAA